AUGGUGAGCAAUCAGCCCUACAACGGUUAUCAGGCGCCUCCGCCUCCGCCAGGCCAGGCUCCACAGCAGUCUCCAGUGCAUUAUUCUCAGGGUCCAAUCCAGCAAUUCCCUCCCGCUCAACCUUAUCCGCCUGGUCAACAGCCCAACUACCAGGCGCCUCCAGGUUAUCAACACCAAAUCAGUCACGUCCAACCUCCGCAAGCUCCUCACGGUCAAUAUCCUCAGCCUCAUCAAUACCCUCCAGUUCACCAACCGACGUACCAGUCGCACCAUCCAGGACAUUCAGUCAGUCAAGCUCCCCAAGGCCAGGGCCAUCCUCAGCAAUAUGCCCCCGCCCAGCAGCCCAACUACCAGACCUCGCCAUACGGUGUCGCAGCACCUCCAACUCCAGCUCAGCAUCAGCAGCAAUACCAGCAACAGGCUGCUCAAUUUGCUACCCCGCCCUCAGCACAGGGCCAGCUGCAGACGACUGCGCAGUCACUGCUAAAGUCGGGAAAAGGCUUCCUUGGCAAUCUUGCAAGCAACAUCAAGUCAAAAUACCCAAAUAGCCCGGUUCCCACCAGUUCAACGACUUCAUACACUGGUGAGCCACCCAAGCCGACGUACAAUCCUGCGCAGCAUCCUACGCAGACUCCUAUUAGCCCUACAAACUCUUUCCCGUUGCCGUAUGGUCAAGCGCAACCUCAGCCUCAGUUGGGACACCCACACCAUACGCCGCCGACACCACAGCAGAGCGUCUCGCCUGCAGCCUCAGGCUACCCUCCGAUUCCGCACCAAGCACCACAUGUCGCAUCUCCUGUUCAGCAUCAUCCAGGCCUUCCCGGCCAAAAUCCACAGCCUGGAGUUGGGCCCGCUCAAUAUGCUCAGCAGCAACCGCAUCAACCGCAACACUAUCAGCCGACCGGGCACGCUGGUAUCCCAGGCGCAAUUCCUCAACACGUCCAGUCUCCUCCGGUAGGCGCCGCACCCUAUCCUCAACCUGUAUUGCACCACCAGCAGUCGAACCCAUAUCAACCGGCACCUCCGCCGCAAGGAAAUUAUCAUCAUACGCAGCCCAUAAGUGCUGCUGCUUCCCCCAGCCAUGUACAAAGCCCUCACGUUCCCUCACCGCAACAACAGCACCAGAGCACGGCUCCUCAGAUCAACCACCAUGCAUCAUGGCCACAGCAGGCGGCGGGCUCAAAUGGCUCAUUCAAUCCAGCGGCAUCACCGCCAACAUCUCAACCUGUUCCUCAGAUAGCUCCUCACAUUGGAUCGCCUAGCCACCCGCAGCUACACCAACAGUCACAGUAUCACCAGCAACCUGGUGCAAUCAGCGUAUAUGCGACGACAUCUCCAGUACCCGCCUCUCAACCGGUGCACAAUGUAGCUCCACCACCGAGCCAUGCACAAAGCCCAUCUCAGGCAAUGCCACCACAGCAGCAGUACUAUCAGAGCCGCGUCCCACAAGCACAGGUUCACCAUCAUCAACAGCAGGUAGGGAUUGUACAACCUAAUCCAGAGAUUCCAUCGAUGGCACCAUCGGCACCUCAAACUGUAUCUUAUCAAGCAGGCCAAUACGACCCAGCUAGCGUAGCACCACGUCCCUACCAGACUCAAUCGCCACAUCAGCAACAUCAAAGCCCCGCUUUACAACAGUACCCAAGCACAACGCCAUUAUCGCAAGCACAGCAAGGCGCUCAGCUUCCCCAUGGACACCAUCAACCCGAGCAGUCAGUACAGGCUGGAGGCGGACCAGCCCCAGCAGUCACACAGCAAUUGCCCACCUACAGCCAGGAUCACAACUACCCUCCUGAAUCAUUGCAGCAGCAGCCAAGUGGGAUGCAUUCCGGACCGAUACAAGCAACCUCUCAACCUCAGACAUACAACCCAGCUAAUGGCCAACAAGUUCCCCAAGCACAGUACCCACAGAAUCCUCAGCAGGUCAUUGCUAGUCCUGUCGAUCAGCAGCAUUACGCAUCACAUCCACCCCAUCUUCGUGAGCAUCCCGAUACUACAAGCAUCGCCCAGGCUCCUGGGAGCUCCUCGGCAGCAGCAGGAGGUCAGACCUAUCAGCCAUACCAACCAGCUGAUCAGUUACCGAAUCUCAAUCAGCCAGCGGUGCUUGCAAACAAUCCCAAUCCUGAUCAGUCUGCCUCAAACGGAUACCAACAAGAUCCCCUGGCCUCUCUCUCGACUCAAAUGAGCAACCUCAAUGUGCAAAAUGUGCAUCAACAACCAGCAGCGCCAGUCGCGUAUCCAGUGUUUGGUCAAGAUGGGCCUCGAGGACCACCACCUUGCCAAGCGAACGGAAUGGCCAGUGAUACUCUACCAUUCUGCCCUGAGGAGAGGACCGUGGCAUAUCCACUCGACUGGUAUCGUUUCAUAGCUGUUCCGCAGUGUGUUAUUUGUACUCGGUGUUAUUUUGAUCAUGUUGCGGGUUCCAAUCUUGCAGGGCAUUUCGAACGGUACCACUCUCCAGAAGGGGUAGAAUCGUCUUGCGACUUCUGGUGUUCUCGGGUAAAGGAGACCCUCUGGCCACAAGCUUUACAAACCAAAGACAUCACACCUCUACAUGCGUACAUGGAGAAGAAGAUGACCAUACUAGCUUGCAAAGGACGGGUUUGGAGCACAGGCGCUGAUGGGGUUAAAUGGUGGGGGAUGGUCAACAACGACAUUGAUGGUUUCAUAUCCUGCGAGGCUUGUUAUGAAGAUAAUGUUGUCGGCACGGCUUUUGAGUCUCGCUUCUCACCUCAUCGUCCCCAAGGUCAAGAUGAAAAGUGGAUGUGCGAUAUGUGCAUUCCUUACAUCGCGAAGAUGGCAGUCAAGAUGUCCAAAUCCAAUAACUGGAAUGGUUUUGUUGAAGCUGCAAAGGGACGCAUCCAUCUGCCAGUGUGUGAGGGUAGGGAUGAGGAGUCCAACAAUGGCCACUGGAUUCUUCCCCGCCGGAGGAUCAAGGAUAUGACUAUUUGCGAAGCCUGCUACCUAGACAAACUCGCACUCACACAGUUUGGGAAUGAAUUCGAGCGACAUCAACGGGCGGAGGGCUUUGAUGCCUUUGUGGAGUCCAUUGGCCAAAGAUGGAAGUGUAGCCUGACCGACACUGCUGUCAAUAUGAGCAUUGCGCUCGAGGCAGCUAUUUAUCGAAGAGAUUUCGAGGUCUUCUGGAACGCGGCGAAUGCUAUAUGUAACCUCGUCCCUUGUACUGAACACGGCAUCGUCCGAGGAACUUGGUGGACCGUUUCUGGAGGAUGCCCUGAUUACGAUGUCUGUGAAGCUUGCUACAAGGGUAUAGUCGAGACAUCUAAUCUCGAGAGAUUCUUUGAGUCUGUCCAACGGGAUCCGACAAUCGAUAUAGUCUGCAAUUUCUGUCCCAAGAGUCCUCGAUGGGGUAUGUUCAUUACCAAGUUCGCCGAAGCUAUUGACAAGGGAGUCUUCAGCUACUACACAGACUACGUCAAGAAGUGGGCGGGCGUACCAACUUGCCCCGGUAUCAAGAACAGAGAGAAGAGUAAGUGGUGGGGCUACCCAGAAGCCCUUGCUUGUCAAAAUUGCUGGCUCAGCUUUGUCGCCGACACGCCUCUUGGUGAAUCAGUCCCAGUCAAGGGCGUGUACGAUGAGCGAACCUUGAUAUGUCAGCUAUGGUCUCCCAGGAUGCGCAACAUGUGGCUUUCAGCCUGCGCCGCUGGCCCUCCAGGUUCGCCAGAGUCUCAGAAGGCUCUCGAUAACUUCCGUGCAUUCGGAACCCGUCGUGUACAGGUAUAUAACGCAACAGUACCUCACGUGGAGAUGAUUCUACAGAUGAUGAACAUGAAGACAAUGCAAGCUAUGCAGCAGGGCCAGUUGAGUUUGAUGUAUCAGGGAAUGAACAGCAUGGCCGCUAUAUCGGGGACCACUGAUGGAUACCUGCACGGGAACAGCUCCAUUGGAUACUAUGAGACUGAGAACGGAGUCACAGCUGCUAACAUGAUGAACAACAUGCAUUCUGGGAUGGCUGAUGCGAACAAGAUGGGCGAUUGGAUGCAGAUUGAACGGUUUAGAGCGGCCUGGAUGGAGGUGGAAUAA
Molecule: messenger RNA, 4044 nt
Organism: Fusarium sp. VM40
Lineage: Eukaryota; Fungi; Ascomycota; Sordariomycetes; Hypocreales; Nectriaceae
Source: the annotation of a GenBank genome assembly